Onychomys torridus (southern grasshopper mouse) is the source of this 1302-nucleotide messenger RNA. RefSeq names its product adhesion G protein-coupled receptor G3 (gene Adgrg3). The transcript has 9 exons. NCBI's taxonomy places the organism in Eukaryota, Metazoa, Chordata, Mammalia, Rodentia, Cricetidae. The record is from RefSeq and is a predicted model, not a curated record. The coding region runs from base 16 to 1302 and encodes 428 amino acids. Gene Ontology annotation, biological process: cell surface receptor signaling pathway; adenylate cyclase-activating G protein-coupled receptor signaling pathway. Gene Ontology annotation, cellular component: membrane. Gene Ontology annotation, molecular function: G protein-coupled receptor activity.
AUCCCAAAGCAGGUGAUGCAGAGUGAGGACCAGCCUGCUGACAGAGUCCGACUUCCCAAGAGCCUGUUUGGAGCCCUCCUGCCUGGCAACAGGUCUGCUGUCCGGUUGGCCAUAACUAUUCUGAACAUUAGUGAAGGGGAUGUCUUCAAGGGCCCCAAGCUCCUCCAGGAAAAUAGUGGCAGUGUGUUGAACAGCCGCAUGGUGGGCUUGAGUGUGGGCCAGAUGCAUGCCACUGGACUGUCGGAGCCGGUAGAGAUCACCUUUUCCCACCAGCACCAACCACCUAAUAUGAGCCUCACUUGUGUAUUCUGGGAUGUGGCUAAAGGUAGCAUAGGAAACUGGGAUACCCAAGGCUGCUCCACAGAGCCCGGGCUUGAGAGGACUGUCUGCCGCUGUGACCACUUGACCUUCUUUGCCUUACUGCUGAGGCCGACCUUGGACCUGGCCACAGCACAGACUCUCACUCACAUUUCCCAAGCAGGCUGUGGAGUCUCCAUGAUCUUCCUGGCCUUCACCAUCGUUCUCUAUGUUACCCUCAGGCUCUCUCUGCAGAGGUUCAAGUCUGAAGAUGCCCCUAAGAUCCACAUAGCUCUGAGCAGCAGCCUGUUUCUCCUGAAUCUUACCUUCUUGAUCAGCGUGGGGAGCAGCUCUCAAGGUCCUCCAGCUUCCUGCUGGUUCCGAGCUGCCAUCUUCCACUACUUCCUGCUGUGUGUCUUCACUUGGAUGGGCCUGGAGGCCUUCCACCUCUACCUGCUGGCCAUCAGGGUCUUCAAUACUUACUUUGGACACUAUUUCCUGAAGCUGAGCCUGCUGGGCUGGGGCCUGCCUGCUCUUAUGGUUAUUGGAACUGGGAGUAGCAAUAGUUACGGUGUUUACACUAUUCGAGACCAGGAGAACCGCACCUCACUGGAGCUGUGCUGGUUCCAGAAAGAGCCCGCCCUUUAUGCUACUGUCCACGCCUACUUCCUUGUCAGCUUCCUCUUUGGAGCUGUGGUGCUGGCUUUGGUGGCCUGGAACAUCUUCACACUGCCCAGUGCCACAGCGGGCAAAGAACAGGGCCAGACCUGGAAGUCGGUCUUCACUGUUCUGGGCCUCUCAAGCCUGGUGGGCAUGACGUGGGGGCUGGCUGUUCUCACACCCCUGGGCUUGUCCACCAUCUACAUCUUUGCCCUCUUCAACUCCCUGCAAGGAGUCUUCAUCUUCGGCUGGUUCACCAUCCUCUACUUCCCAAGGAAGAGCACCACAGUCUCCUCCUCUGGCACUGCCCGCAUGGACCAGGCCCACUCCGCGUCACAGGAGUAG